UUUUGAUGUACAGCUCUACAUACAGGAUGGACACCACCAGCUAUUUAAACCCAGAAACUGCUGAACAUCAACGACAGGAGCAGCCUAAGAAGAGUUUUUGUGACACAAGUGAUCUUAAGACGAUUAAAAUCUUUCCAAGUCCUGGCACAGAAUUCAAUCCUACUGCAGAGGAUCUGCUCAACACGUUCUUGCCUUUUGGAUGUGUCAUUAGUGCUCAGAAAACAGUGAAAGAUGGACUCGUGUGGGGCAGGGUGACUUAUUCUAAUGCUCAUGAUGCUGCCAUGGCCGUAAUGAAACUGCAAGGGGCCGAAGGAUUCAUUGUGAGUCUGUUACACCACAGAGAGGCCCACAAGAAUGAAAGAUCGGAGAGAGCCAGUGACAGACCACCCUGUGUCCAACAGGACAGGUUUAGUAACAUGACACAGAGGAUACCCAGUCUGCUGGGCAAUCCACCAGUUUACGACCAGGAUGUGUGUCUUCAUAUUCAGAACUUGCCCAUACAUUUCCGUCAAAGGCAAGAGGUGCUCAGCCUCCUCCCUCCGUGCACGACCAAUGUGAAGGUGGAGCAGAAAGGAGCCCUAGUGACACUUCCUGACUACUCCACUGCCUUGUGGCUCAUGGAUUUUUUAAAUAACUUCUACACUGGCUCCAAACGCCUCUAUGUUUCCUUUGCCAAUAAAGGACGAGAGAUGCACCCCAGAGAGAGGAGAGCACUGGGACAACGCCAUCAACGGCACCAAGGUCUCUUCUGA
This is a messenger RNA of Epinephelus moara (kelp grouper), 752 nucleotides long. RefSeq lists its product as uncharacterized. Lineage: Eukaryota; Metazoa; Chordata; Actinopteri; Perciformes; Serranidae. The transcript is spliced from 5 exons. The record is from RefSeq and is a predicted model, not a curated record. The coding region runs from base 6 to 752 and encodes 248 amino acids. Gene Ontology annotation, molecular function: nucleic acid binding.